Molecule: messenger RNA, 814 nt
Organism: Choloepus didactylus (southern two-toed sloth)
Lineage: Eukaryota; Metazoa; Chordata; Mammalia; Pilosa; Megalonychidae
Product: UBX domain-containing protein 2A-like
Exons: 2
Coding region: 16-633 (205 amino acids)
Biological process (GO): proteasome-mediated ubiquitin-dependent protein catabolic process; membrane fusion; nuclear membrane reassembly
Cellular component (GO): nucleus; cytosol
Molecular function (GO): ubiquitin binding
Source: RefSeq, a predicted model, not a curated record
GUAAAGCAAAAGAGAAUGAAAGAAGUAGACAAUCUUGAAAGUAUAAAUGAAGAAUGGGUUUGUGAAACAUGUUCUGACAACCAACCUCUUAGUGACAACCAGCAAACAGAUUGUGAAUAUUUUGUUGACAGCCUUUUUGAGGAAGCACAGAAGACUGGUGCCAAAUGCUUGUCACCCACUGAAGAAAAGAAACAGGUAGAUGUUAGUAUCACAUUAUGGAAAAAUGGGUUUACAGUCAAUGAUGAUUUCAGAAGUUAUUCUGAUGGUGCGAGUCAACAGUUUCUGAACUCCAUCAAAAAGGGGGAAUUACCUUUAGAAUUACAGGGAAUUUUUGAUAAAGAAGAGUUGGAUGUUAAAGUUGAAGAUAAAAAAAAUGAAAUAUGUGUGUCAACGAAGCCUGUAUUCCAGCCGUUCUCAGGCCAGGGUCACAGACUAGGAAGGGUAAGCCACAUCAAAGACUUCAUCGAAAAAUACCAAGGAUCUCAGAGAAGUCCUCCCUUUUCUCUGGCCACAGCUCUCCCUUUCCUCAAAUUGCUAGAUGAAACGCUCACACUGGAAGAAGCAGAUUUACAGAACGCUGUCAUCAUUCAGAGACUCCAAAAAGCUGCUGACCCUUGUAGAGGACUUUCAUAGCAUUGAUUUUUGAUAGACUAAGUGGAAAACUUGCAGAGAAAUGAUGGUUAUAAAUGGUCAUGCAAACAGAGAUGGGGGAAAGGAAAAGUCAGAUUCACUGGACUUUGAUUCAAGUACUAUUUAACUCUCUUCUGAUGAGAAUUCUUAAAUAAGUACAAGUUAGCACAGUAAAAUAUGACUG